AUGUACCAGAGUUUAGCAAUGGCAGCUAACCCCGGCCCUCCAGCGUACGAGGGGGCAGGUGGCUUCAUGCACAGCGCGGCCGCAGCAGCAUCUCCCGUCUAUGUGCCCACCACGAGAGUCACCUCCAUGCUCCCCAGCCUGCCGUACCUCCAGAGCAGCGCCUCUUCCCAGCAAGGCAGUCCCGUCUCCAGCCACUCCAUCUGGACUCAACCCGGAGCCGAAAGCGCCGCUUACAAUCCCGGAUCAUCUCACCCUCCCGUGUCACCUCGGUUCUCCUUCUCCACCAGCACACACAUCCCUGCCACCUCUUCCCGGGAAGCCGCGGCAGCCUACAGCAGCUCCUUGAACCUUUCUACGAACGGGAGGGAGCAGUACAGCAGGGGCUUCGGCAGCUCCUAUUCCAGCCCCUACCCGGCUUAUAUGAGCCCCGAAAUGGCCACCACCUGGACUUCUUCGCCCUUCGACAGCUCCAUGCUGCACAAUCUACAGGGCCGGGGGACGCCCGCAGCCGCCCGCCAUGCCAACAUCGCAGAAUUUUUUGAUGAUUACUCAGAGGGGCGAGAAUGUGUCAACUGCGGGGCCAUGUCCACCCCGCUCUGGAGGAGAGACGGCACAGGGCACUACCUCUGCAACGCCUGUGGGCUCUACCACAAGAUGAACGGCAUCAACCGGCCCUUGUUCAAACCUCAGAGGAGGCUGUCGGCUUCCCGCCGCGUUGGCCUCUCUUGUGCCAACUGCCACACCACAACCACCACACUCUGGCGCAGGAACGCCGAGGGAGAGCCUGUCUGUAACGCCUGCGGGCUCUACAUGAAGCUCCAUGGGGUUCCAAGGCCUUUAGCAAUGAGAAAAGAGGGCAUUCAGACGAGGAAGCGCAAGCCGAAGAACCUUAACAAAACAAAACCACCAGCAGGUCCAUCCAGCAGUGCGAGUCUUACCCCGACCACCAGCUCCACCAGCAGCAGCAGCAGCAGCGCCACGACCACCGAGGAAAUGCGCCCCAUAAAAACAGAACCUGAGCUGUCAUCUCAUUAUGGGCACUCCAGCCCAGUUUCUCAGGCAUUCUCAGUCUCUGCCAUGUCUGGACAUGGAUCAUCUAUUCAUCCUACAAUUUCAGCUCUGAAGCUUUCUCCACAGGCUUAUCAGUCAGCUAUCAGUCAGUCUCCACAAACCAGCUCCAAACAGGACUCCUGGAACAGCCUGGUCUUAGCUGAAAACCAUGGGGACAUCAUAACUGCAUAA
This is a messenger RNA of Indicator indicator, 1242 nucleotides long. RefSeq names its product GATA binding protein 4 (gene GATA4). Gene Ontology annotation, cellular component: nucleus. The record is from RefSeq and is a predicted model, not a curated record. NCBI's taxonomy places the organism in Eukaryota, Metazoa, Chordata, Aves, Piciformes, Indicatoridae. The coding region runs from base 1 to 1242 and encodes 413 amino acids. The transcript has 6 exons. Gene Ontology annotation, biological process: cell fate commitment; positive regulation of transcription by RNA polymerase II; negative regulation of transcription by RNA polymerase II. Gene Ontology annotation, molecular function: RNA polymerase II cis-regulatory region sequence-specific DNA binding; DNA-binding transcription factor activity, RNA polymerase II-specific; zinc ion binding.